Truncatella angustata is the source of this 642-nucleotide messenger RNA. RefSeq lists its product as uncharacterized. Bases 1 to 642 code for a protein of 213 amino acids. Lineage: Eukaryota; Fungi; Ascomycota; Sordariomycetes; Amphisphaeriales; Sporocadaceae. The record is from RefSeq and is a predicted model, not a curated record. The transcript is spliced from 3 exons.
AUGGAUAUUUUCGAAGAUGUGGUCAAUCGGAAAACAAUACCUACUACGGCCGAUCCCGAUGGUCGAUUCAAGUACCAUGCCGAGAGGCUCACCGCUAUGGCCAUCACACAGACCUACAACUAUAUGAUCGAGGGGGUUCUCGAGUACGGCUUGCUAACUACCGGCGAGACCAUUGAUGAGCAGCAGCGUGUGAUCUUCGGGCUGAGACGAUGGGCAGAGGACUUUGAGACGACAUUACGAUCUAUUCCCCGAGACGAGCGAUACGCUCCGAGCGGCUCAAGCUCCGGCUCGCUAUAUACGCCGACGACUUAUGCAGGCAUCAGCCGGUCACCGCGCGUGCCUCGAACAAGAUCUAAACGCUGGGCUCCGGCAGAGGACCGUCCAGAUGUGCAGCUGGCUAAACCUGUAGCUGCUGAUCAUCUGAUCGACCGUGACGAGUUCCUCCGGCUUCUAUUUCAGCAGCUGCAGGAGUCUCUUGACCACGGGAUCAGUCGUCUAGAUAUGGGCGGGUCUCGCAACGUGCUGUUCAAAAUAAGUCUGAUGGCCUACGGCUACACUUUCGUCACCAAGGGCACGGUAUCUGCUUUCAUUCAAGACCUAGGACACGAAACCACCAUCUACAAACACCUCGAAGGACUUUAG